Molecule: messenger RNA, 788 nt
Organism: Periconia digitata
Lineage: Eukaryota; Fungi; Ascomycota; Dothideomycetes; Pleosporales; Periconiaceae
Source: the annotation of a GenBank genome assembly
AUGAAGACUUCUUUGUUCCUUACUUUAUUGCCUGCUCUGGCCUCCGCUGCAGCCCUGUAUGACCACCGCGCUCUCAAAGUCCGAGAGGAAGAUAUCAAAGCCCGAGAAUACAAAUGCAAGGCCAACGUUUUGCCUGACAAGGACCUCGAGGACGCCAAGAAUAAACUGGUCAAAGAGCUUGGUGAAGGUUGGGUAGAGCCAGGAAAAUGGGCUGAGGCCGUUUCUGGAAAGGCCAAGGUCUACGUGUGUAACUACAGCGACCAGAAGAUCAAAUUCGACCAGGCCCGUAUUGAUUCGCAAAUGGCGAAAUUGACAUCUGUAUGCGGCCGAGGCACUGAAGCUGGCUUGAUCAGAGAAGUAGCGGAGUUUGGAAAUAUUGGACGCGAUGUCUGGGAUUUCAAGUACUGCAAGACUCUCCGUGGCAUAGAAGAUGACGAGGGAGAGGGAGAAGGGGGUGAGGGUGAAGGUGGAGAGGGUGAGGGUGGAGAGGGCGAAGGAGAGGGAGAGGGAGAGGGCACAGACGAGUGAGAGACUGAGUGAGGCACAGAGUAGAGUUCGGCAAAGAGCAACUGAUUCUAAAAGCUUUUGGCCUAUCUCAUGGCUCUGAUGCCAGCAGUCAUCCGUUUCUCUAUAAUCAACGAGCAGCUCGAAUGUCACUGGACAGUAGUGUUCUCGGCAAGUCCUUCCGCCCACCAAAUCUUUACUGGUCAUAUUUUCCCUUACUCGAUAUUGAUAUAUUGUUUGCAAACAUUUGUACUCAGAUCUCCCACGUCUCUGUGGAUCCCGCU